Pungitius pungitius (ninespine stickleback) is the source of this 1905-nucleotide messenger RNA. Its product is annotated as free fatty acid receptor 3. Lineage: Eukaryota; Metazoa; Chordata; Actinopteri; Perciformes; Gasterosteidae. Gene Ontology annotation, cellular component: plasma membrane. Bases 104 to 1528 code for a protein of 474 amino acids. The record is from RefSeq and is a predicted model, not a curated record. The transcript has a single exon. Gene Ontology annotation, biological process: response to fatty acid; positive regulation of cytosolic calcium ion concentration; positive regulation of insulin secretion. Gene Ontology annotation, molecular function: bioactive lipid receptor activity.
CUCCGCGCUCCACUUGGUUUCAGACGGCCUCGGCUUCAGGGGCCAUGGCCAUGUGCUUCCUGGCACGCCAAAUUAGUCUGAAUCAUUGCACUUAAGGACCCAGAUGCUACCUGUCUGUCGCCCUCCACUGACGGUGCAAUCAAGGCAGCCCGGCCUGCUAAAUGACCCCCUUAUGCACGAGUGGAUGCGUCUCCUUAUCUGCACCUCGCCCCCUUCCUUCCCACCUAGUCCCCACCGCCUCCGUUUUUUUAGCCUCCGAGUUUGUGUCUCCUUCUUUCGAGCUCAGUUCGACACACCGUGGAAGUGCCGCAGCUGCCAGGGAUGCAUCUGUCUCUCGGAAGACGCGGUCAAUGAAGGGCGAGGACACGAGGGACAGCCGUGCGCUCAGCUGCCCGUGAAAUCCUUUGAUGGUUUUUGCUCGUUGUGGUUGGAGACCUUUCCUGUCUCCGUUGUAGUCAUGGCAACCUGGAGCCGGGGCUUGCUUUUGGCCGGACUUCCCUUGGCCCUCGGCCGCGGUGAAAACGCGCUGCUGCCUUCCUAUGAUUACGCUGCCCUGUCCGUGUACACCUUCACCUUCCUGCUGGGCCUCCCCGCCAACGUGCUGGUCCUGGUCGUGUACGCGCGCAAGGCCCACAAGCGCGGCGCCACGCCCAACGUGGUGUACGCCCUCAACCUGUGCGUGGCCAACCUGGUGCUCGUGGGCUGGCUGCCCGUCAAGGGCCUGGAGACUUUGCUUCAGGACUGGAUGCUGCCGGCCCCCAUCUGCCCCGUCUACAGCUUCUUCCUCUUCUCCUCGCUGUACGGCAGCUGCCUGUUCCUCACCGCCGUGACGACGGGGCGCUACCUCAGCAUCGCCUUCCCGAUCAUCUACAAGAGGUACCGGCGCGCUCGCAUCUCUUGCUUCAUCUGCGCCGCCCUGUGGCUCACGGUGCUCGCGCACCUCAGCGUCGCCCUCGUGGCCGAAGGAGGGGCCAACUUUGUCUCCACCGAGGGUGACACCUCCGCCUGCUACGACCACUUCAACGCCUCCCAGCUGGCCGUCCUGCUGCCCCUGCGCCUGGAGAUGGCCAUCGUCUGCUUCCUUCUGCCUCUGGUGGUGACGUCGUUCUGCACGCUGCGCUGCGUCACCCUGGUGUGGCGCUCAAACCUGCGGCCUGCAGGGAAGCGGAGAGUCCUGACCGUCGCCCUGUCCACGCUGGCCGUGUUUGUGGUGUGCUACGCGCCCUACAACGCCUCGCACGUCGUGGGCUUCGUGUCGGGCGACAACGUGGAGUGGAGGACGUACGCCUUGCUGACGAGCUCCUUCAACGUGUUCCUGGAGCCCGCCGUGAUGCUCAUGCUGUCGCCAGUGUUGUCCAAGGGGAUGGCGGGAAGAAUCUGCGCAGGGCGGAGCCAGCUGAGCCGGAAGGAGCGCUGUCGCUAUCGGUGCCACGGCACCAGCGGUGGAGCGGACGCCCGGGCGCCGCCGCGCGCCGCGUCCGAGAGGAGCCAGGCCAGGGCCGAGGUGACCAAAGAAAGUCAGGAGUGAGGGGACAGUGGGCCGAGACGACGGGUGAAAACGUUCAUGUGACAGUGUGACGCUAAUGUUGCUUCACCGUUGUACCCCCCCGCUCCUAACAGCAGCAAAUGACCUUUGUUCUUUAGAGUGUGAAUAUAAUAUUAAGAGAUGGACGUCUGUCAGUGGAGGAGGCUGCUGAAGUGAACCCCCCCCCAGGGGGAGGAUGACUUGUGGCUGCAUCCGCUCCAAGCUGCACCCGGGGAAACGCCACUUCCUGUUGCUGCUGUGACAAGUCCACAGAUGUCUACUGAGGGGUUUAUCCAGCAAAAAUGACUUAAAUUAGUUAUUAGUUAGUUAUAUGAUUUUUAGAAGUGAGCGUUUUUUAUAAUGCGCACUCGAGAACGAGA